Molecule: messenger RNA, 1377 nt
Organism: Geodia barretti
Lineage: Eukaryota; Metazoa; Porifera; Demospongiae; Tetractinellida; Geodiidae
Source: the annotation of a GenBank genome assembly
AAUCCUUUUUGGAGCGCAUCAAACCCUCGACUUACAAAACUGGUUGGCUAGCCAUGUCGUUAGUGGCUUACGGAGACAGCAGCUCAGACAGCGAGGCAGAAGAAGGACCGGAGCCUCCAGCGGACGCCGCCAAGUCGGACGUAAGGAAGCUGCUGGGGCUCUUGCCGCCUCCGAAAGGGAGCAAACCCUCUGGCAAGCACCCAGUCCGGAUCUCUAUCCCGACUGUCAAGUCAGGGAAGGAUUCUGAUGAUGAGGAGGAAGAGUCAACUCAAGUAAAGAGAGUGAAGAUUAAAGGUGGUGCCAGUAGACUCACUGCCCUACUCCCAGAGCCCAAGUCCCACCCCAAGCAGCUCGGAGCCCUUCGACGCAGCACCACGCAGACCAUGGUCCCCUACACCCUCAGCAAACGUCGACAGGACAGCAUCAAAUCUGAGAAGCUCAAGGCAAAGAGAACCAAGUCUCGCGGUGGCGGGAAAGUGGCCACUUCGCCGGGGGAUGCCGGGAGUGACAGCGACGAAGAGCCUGUCAGCUUUUUCUCACACUUGGAGGAGACUGAGACAGACGCUAGUAGUAGCUCUGGGACUGUUGUAGCUCCUCUCAAGGUCUCGGGCCCUGUUUUUACCACUCCUUCAGCCAGCGAAUCUCUGAGUCCUGCCACUAGCAGUGAGGAGAGGGCGACAGACUCCACUCAAAUUGGUUACCCCGCCACCAGUAACCAGUCUUUCGCUGGAUAUGUUGAAGGGUCUUAUCACCAAAUCCCUUACGAUUCUUCUCAGCAACAGGAGAGAGCGUCGGAUAUUCUUGGGAGAGAUUUUCGAGUCAAGCUGCCAAUUCAGCGCCUGCAAAUUCCGCGCCGUACACUGCGCAACCGUACAUUCCUCCACAGCACAGCACUGGUGGCCGCACUGACACUGCUAAUACGCCGACUGAUGUUGCUGACGGUGAUGGUGGUGAGUCUGGUGAACCUAGUGAGGCUGGUGCUAGUGGUGAGGGUGGUGCUGGUGGUGAGGGUGGGGAAGGAGGAGAAAAGGUGAUGGAAGGGACUGGUCCGGGAGUCAUAAUAGACCAGGAAGCUCUGCGGCGGCUGGCAGGGGGAAGCCACAAACGCAGGGGUCGGGAGGAUGCUCUCAACAACAUCGUUGACAUCCUGGGAGACGAGGUCAUGGAGGACGUCCGCGUAUACCAGAGACACUAUGGGGAAGACCCUUCAAUCACCAAGCUAUAUAAAGUUGACAAUUCCAAGUUAAAGACUCCGACGAGUAACCAGAAGCGGAAGCACCAGAUCACCUGGCUAGCCCACGAGGCUAAAGAGAGAGAGUUGGACCUACAGAAGCAUUGGGCCGUGGGGAGCCAGGCCAGGAAAGACAGUCGCUCCAA